Molecule: messenger RNA, 1140 nt
Organism: Lachancea meyersii CBS 8951
Lineage: Eukaryota; Fungi; Ascomycota; Saccharomycetes; Saccharomycetales; Saccharomycetaceae
Source: the annotation of a GenBank genome assembly
AUGGAACAAAUCAGGACGCAAAUCCAGCCUUUGGCGCACCAACUGAAGACGCAAAUCCAACCUUAUGCUGAACAAUUGAAGACGCAGAUUCAGCCUUAUGCGGAACAGUUGAAAACACAGAUUCAGCCAUACGCGGCGCAGUUGGUCCAGAAAACUGAAGCUUACUCGUGGAUUAACUUGCAUGCACCAUCCGUUGCUCAUCCGUUCGGCCUAGAGCUGUGGCCCAUCUUCAGCAAGGUGUUCGAAAAGUAUGCCGGAUACCCUGCGGAAGAUUUUGACUUCAUUUACAACAAGACCUUCAUGGCCAACGGGUACCAGGCCGUUGGUGUGAUCAUCGUUUACUACAUUGUCAUUUUCGGCGGACAGGCUCUUUUGCGUGCGGCCAACGCCUCAGCAGUGAGAUUGAGCUUCUUGUUCCAACUUCACAAUUUGAUCUUGACUUCAGUGUCGUUAAUGCUACUUUUGUUGUUGGUCGAGCAAUUGGUGCCCAUGGUCGUGGAACACGGUUUGUUCUGGGCGAUCUGCUCCAAGCAGGCCUUCGCGCCCAAGUUGGUCACUCUGUACUACCUCAACUACUUGACCAAGUACCUGGAAUUGAUCGACACCGUGUUUUUGAUUUUGAAGCGCAAGAAGCUGUUGUUUUUGCACACUUACCACCACGGUGCCACCGCCUUGUUGUGCUACACGCAAUUGACCGGUAGAACCUCUGUGGAAUGGGUUCCUAUUAGUUUGAACCUGGGAGUUCACGUGGUGAUGUACUGGUACUACUUUUUGAGCGCUCGCGGAAUCAGAGUGUGGUGGAAGGAGUGGGUCACCAGAUUCCAGAUCGCCCAGUUUUUGAUCGACCUGGUGUUCGUUUACUUUGCCACCUACACUUUCUACGCCCACAAGUACUUCAACGGCUUGUUGCCCAACAAGGGCACCUGUUACGGUACUCAAGACGCUGCUGCCUACGGGUACUUGAUCUUGACAUCCUACUUGGUGCUUUUCAUCUCCUUCUACAUCCAGAGCUACCGCAGUGGUAACUCUAAGAAGAAGGCCGCUGCCCAAGCUGCUGCUCAAGUGGCUGAAGAAGCCACCACUGCUGCCACCACCGGCAAAAGAGUCCACACCACCAAGGCCACCUCCAGAAAGGCUUAG